Molecule: messenger RNA, 4674 nt
Organism: Odobenus rosmarus divergens (Pacific walrus)
Lineage: Eukaryota; Metazoa; Chordata; Mammalia; Carnivora; Odobenidae
Gene: PLCH2
Product: phospholipase C, eta 2
Exons: 23
Coding region: 1-4674 (1557 amino acids)
Biological process (GO): lipid metabolic process; phosphatidylinositol-mediated signaling
Molecular function (GO): calcium ion binding; phosphatidylinositol-4,5-bisphosphate phospholipase C activity
Source: RefSeq, a predicted model, not a curated record
AUGUCAGUCCCCUGGCCGUCUGCCCCCAGCCGGACCGGGGCAGCGGUGGCCUGCCUGACGGAGGCCCUCCUCUGGGUCGGAGCGAGCGUGGCCUUGUCCCCGCCAUGGCAGCUUGGCCCACUAGUGGAGAGAUGUAUGAGCGCCAUGCAGGCGGGGACUCAGAUGGUGAAGCUCCGUGGCAGCUCCAAGGGCCUCGUCCGCUUCUACUUCCUGGACGAGCAUCGCUCCUGCAUCCGCUGGCGGCCCUCACGCAAGAACGAGAAGGCCAAGAUCUCCAUCGACUCCAUCCAGGAGGUGAGCGAAGGGCGGCAGUCCGAGAUCUUCCAGCGCUACCCCGAUGGCAUUUUCGACCCCAACUGCUGCUUCAGCAUCUACCAUGGCAACCACCGAGAGUCGCUGGACCUGGUCUCGCCCAGCGGGGAUGAGGCGCGCACCUGGGUCACGGGCCUGCGCUACCUCAUGGCGGGCAUCAGCGACGAGGACAGCCUGGCCCGCCGCCAGCGCACGAGGGACCAGUGGCUGAAGCAGACGUUUGACGAGGCCGACAAGAACGGGGACGGGAGCCUGAGCAUCGGCGAGGUCCUGCAGCUGCUGCACAAGCUGAAUGUGAACCUGCCCCGGCAGAGGGUGAAGCAGAUGUUCAAGGAAGCAGACACAGAUGACCACCAGGGGACGCUGGGCUUUGAGGAGUUCUGUGCCUUCUAUAAGAUGAUGUCCACCCGCCGGGACCUCUACCUGCUCAUGCUGACCUACAGCGACCACAAGGACCACCUGGAUGCCGCUGACCUGCAGCGCUUCCUGGAGGUGGAGCAGAAGAUGGCGGGUGUGACCCUUGAGAGCUGCCGGGACAUCAUCAAGCAGUUUGAGCCUUGCCCAGAAAACAAGAGUAAGGGGGUGCUGGGCAUUGAUGGCUUCACCAACUAUACUCGGAGUCCUGCUGGCGACAUCUUCAACCCAGAGCACCAUGGUGUGCACCAGGACAUGACACGGCCACUGAGCCACUACUUUAUCACCUCGUCCCACAACACCUACCUCAUGGGCGACCAGCUCAUGUCCCAGUCUCGGGUAGACAUGUACGCCUGGGUUCUGCAGGCUGGCUGCCGUUGCGUGGAGGUGGACUGCUGGGAUGGGCCUGACGGGGAGCCCAUUGUGCACCAUGGCUAUACUCUGACCUCCAAGAUCCUCUUCAAAGAUGUCAUCGAAACCAUCAACAAAUACGCUUUUGUCAAGAAUGAGUACCCAGUGAUCCUGUCCAUUGAGAACCACUGCAGUGUCAUCCAACAGAAAAAGAUGGCCCAGUAUCUGACUGAUAUCCUUGGGGAUAAACUGGACUUGUCAUCAGUAAGCAGUGAGGAUGCCACCAUGCUUCCCUCUCCGCAGACGCUCAAGGGCAAGAUUCUGGUGAAGGGCAAGAAGCUUCCUGCCAACAUUGGUGAGGAUGCCGAGGAAGGCGAGGUGUCUGAUGAAGACAGUGCAGACGAGAUCGAUGAGGACUGCAAACUUCUUAACGGGGAUGUCGCCACCAGUCGGAAGCGUGUGGAAAACAUUGCCAAGAAGAAACUGGAUUCCCUAAUGAAGGAGUCGAAGAUUCGGGACUGUGAGGACCCAAAUGACUUCACCGUGUCCACACUGCCCUCGUCUGGAAAGCUUGGGCACAAGGCAGAGGGCAAAAAGGCCGAGGAGGACGUGGAGUCCGGGGAGGACGCCGGGGCCAGCCGACGGAACAAUCGCAUCACGAGCGGCUUCUCCAAGCUCAAGGUCUGCUACCGCGCCUGCCUGGGGCUGCACAGCGUGGGGGCCUCGAUGGCCCUCCCCUGGCCCACACCAGCCAACGCCCCCGGGUCCCUCGGGGCCAAGGCCGACCAGCACGCUGCAGAGGACCAGCAGAAAAAGAGCAGCAAGCUAAAGAAAGCAGCCAGCAUGGAGGAGGGGGAUGAGGACCUGGACUCCCAAGGCAGCCAGAGCCGAGGGUCAGUGCCCUGCCCCAGCCUGGACCCUGACCAGAGUGGCGGGCAGGAAGUGCCCGUGUCCCUGCAACAGCUAGUGUUGGAUGCGCAGGCCCCACGGUGGCCCCGUGACCGCAUGGUGGGGGAGGGGGAGCCCAGGGUGUGGACCUCAGGGUCUCGGGGCCGGACUGGCCAGCACGGGCCCCUGUGCCUGCUCCUAGUGCCCGUCGCGGUUGGAGACGUGUUCUUGGGUGGGCUCGGCGCCCGUGCCUGCCCCGCCCCCGUGUCCUUCCUCAGUGUCCACUGCACAUCCCGGCACCCGCAGCAGGGCGUAGUGCACGUUAGGGGAAUGUUCUGCAUGAAUCAGGCGAGCCGGCAGAAGAAGACCAUGAAGCUGUCCCGCGCCCUCUCGGACCUGGUGAAGUACACCAAGUCUGUGGGCAUGCACGACGUGGAGGCGGAGGGUGAGGGGACGAGGGCCCUGGUGUCGUCCUUCAGUGAGACCAGGGCCCAGCAGAUCCUGCAGCAGAAGCCGGCCCAGUACCUCCGCUUCAACCAGCACCAGCUCUCCCGCAUCUACCCCUCCUCCUACCGUGUGGACUCCAGCAACUACAACCCGCAGCCCUUCUGGAACGCGGGCUGCCAGAUGGUCGCCCUGAACUACCAGUCGGAGGGGCGGAUGCUGCAGCUGAACCGCGCCAAGUUCAGUGCCAACGGGAACUGUGGCUACGUGCUCAAGCCGCAGUGCAUGUGCCAGGGUGUCUUCAACCCCAACUCCGAGGACCCUCUGCCCGGGCAGCUCAAGAAGCAGCUGGUGCUCCGGAUCAUCAGCGGGCAGCAGCUCCCCAAGCCGAGGGAUUCAAUGCUGGGGGACCGAGGCGAGAUCAUUGACCCCUUCGUGGAGGUGGAGGUCAUCGGGCUCCCCGUGGACUGCAGCAAGGAGCAGACGCGUGUGGUGGACGACAAUGGAUUCAACCCCGUGUGGGAGGAGACCCUGGUGUUCACUGUGCAUAUGCCUGAGAUCGCACUGGUGCGCUUCCUCGUCUGGGACCAUGACCCCAUUGGGCGUGACUUCAUUGGCCAGAGGACACUGGCCUUCAGCAGCAUGAUGCCAGGCUAUCGGCACGUGUACCUGGAGGGGAUGGAAGAGGCCUCCAUCUUUGUCCACGUGGCCGUCAGUGAUAUCAGUGGUAAGGUCAAGCAGGCUCUGGGCCUAAAAGGCCUGUUCCACAGAGGCCCAAAGCCCGGCUCCCUGGACAGUCAUGCUGCUGGGCGGCCCCUGCCCCGGCCUUCCGUUAGCCAGCGGCUCCUGCGGCGUACGGCCAGCGCCCCGACCAAGAGCCGGAAGCCGGGCCGCAAGGCCCUCCCGGGGCUGGUCCUGGGCGCGUGGGACACAGGCUCCGAGGGGGAGGCCCGUGAUGUGGCAGCCCCCAGCCCCGGUCCCGCUCUGGAGGCCUCAGCCCCCGAGGAGCCCGGCAGCCCCCGAGAUACCCGCUCCUUCUCCGUGCAGAGGACGGGCUCCUCCCUAUGUGGUCUGGAAACCAUUGCUGAGGAGCCAGCCCCGGGCCCCGGCCCCCCACCUCUGGCGGCUGCCCCCCCCAGCCCCUCCCUGGGAGGGCCCCCACGCGCCUCGGGACCCCGCGCCAAAGUGGCGAGCCCUCCAGCCGUAGCUCUGGGAGCUUCCGCGCCCUUCCAGCCUGGGACCCAGAGCCGAGGGGACAUGGAGCCAGCCCCGGAAAGCCGGCGCAGGGUGUACAAUGGCGGGGGCCCCGGGGGGGCGCGUGAGGGGGCCCCUAACAGCCAGAUGGUCCGAAAGGCGGAGAGUGAGGGGCAGAUGCCCUCGGAGCUCCCAGGCGGAUGGCGGCCCCUGGCUGGGCCCUGCCCCACCGUGUACUCAGACGUCACGGGCGGAGAUCGGCUGUGGCGGCGGCUGGAACCAGGGGGCCAUCGCGACAGCGUGUCCUCGUCCUCCAGCGUGUCGUCCAGCGACACGGUCAUCGACCUCUCCCUGCCGGGCCUGGGCCUGGGCCUGGGCCGCGAGAGUGUCCCGGGGGCCCCAGCCGGACGCCUGCCCCUGCGGCCCUGCUCUGCCACGGCCGCCCGCCUGGACCUGCCUGCCGUGACCAAGAGCAAAUCCAGCCCCAACCUGCGGGCUGCCAGCCAGCUGCCCGCCACACCGGGAGAACUUCUGCCGCGGCCCCCGGCCCCUAGGCCGCCCUGGGGCCGCCUCCCUCUGGCGGGCCUCCGGGACUGCCCUGCGGCUGCCAAGUCCAAGAGCCUGGGGGACCUGACUGCUGAUGACUUUGCGCCCCAGGUGGAGAUCCUGGGCCAGAGCCUGGGCCUGGCGGGGGAGGGGCGGGCCGGGCGGGGUGCGCGGCGGGACGCGCUGACGGAGCAGCUGCGCUGGCUCACGGGCUUCCAGCAGGCUGGCGACAUCACCUCGCCCACCAGCCUGACUGUGGGCCUGACUGUGGCGGGGGAAGGGGUGCCUGGGCCCCCCGGCUUCCUGCGGCGCUCCUCCUCUCGCAGCCAGAGCCGUGUGCGCGCCAUCGCCAGCCGGGCCCGGCAGGCCCAGGAGCGGCAGCAGCGGCUGCAGGCCCCAAGGGCUCCCCCAGGGGAGGAGCGGGGCACCCCAGAGGGUGCCUGCUCAGGGGGCCAUGGGGGCUGUGGGGAUGUGCUGGCUCCCGCCAAGGGCUCUGCCGCCACCGGCCUCCUGCUCAGACUCUGA